Messenger RNA from Candoia aspera, 3802 nucleotides. Its product is annotated as allantoinase, mitochondrial-like. Gene Ontology annotation, biological process: purine nucleobase catabolic process; allantoin catabolic process. Gene Ontology annotation, cellular component: cytoplasm. The transcript has 12 exons. The record is from RefSeq and is a predicted model, not a curated record. Gene Ontology annotation, molecular function: zinc ion binding; allantoinase activity; cobalt ion binding. NCBI's taxonomy places the organism in Eukaryota, Metazoa, Chordata, Lepidosauria, Squamata, Candoiidae. Bases 161 to 1606 code for a protein of 481 amino acids.
UCAGUCAAGAGCAGACUUACAGCAGGCUUGUGGAUUGUGGUUUAGAAACUAUUUUUGCUUUGUAGUAUUUUAUGUGAAUGUGCACUAAGAGGUUGAACAAUCUGAACCAGCAAACAGACAGCAAUAGUCGAGGGGUUUUGAUCCUCACCAUCAACAUAACAUGUCUAGGAAAAGCAGCGUCACCCAGACAGGGCCAACCAAAGUGGAAGUGGGGUCAGAGAUUAUGACUGUCAGGAGCAACAGAGUGGUACUGGAUAAUUCCAUUGGCCCAGCAGAUAUUGUAAUAUUUGAUGGCAAAAUAAGUGAUGUUUUGCCAAAGAGAAUUUGGGCCAGACCCAAUCUUGAGAAGAUACUCGAUGUUGGGGACCUUGUGGUCAUGCCCGGGAUAAUAGACCCUCAUGUACAUAUCUGUGAGCCUGGAUGCCCAGCAAGUGAGGGAUUUACAUGUGUGACUAAGGCUGCAGCUGCAGGAGGGAUCACCACCAUUGUUGACAUGCCAUUGCAUUGCAAUCCUACAACCACAACCUUAUCUGCCCUUGAUACCAAAAUCCAAUUUGCCAAGGGCCAAUGCCAUAUUGACGUUGCCUUCUGGGGUGGCAUAAUUCCUGGAAAUCAGGCUGAACUCCUACCAAUGCUGAAGGCCGGUGUGCCUGGAUUUCAAUGCUUCUUGAUGGCCACCGGUGUGGAGGAUUUUUCCCAUCUGAGUCUGCAUGAUUUACAUGCAGCAAUGAAUGAACUACAAGACACAAACUGUGUGCUUCUGUUUCAUGCAGAACAGGAGCCAAGUCAAUGGAUGCCUGUCCAAGAGGAUGCUGUGGAUACUGCAGAAUACAGUGCCUUCUUGGGCUUGCGUCCUGAUUCCAUGGAAGUGGAGGCCGCUCUCACCAUUGCUGAACUCUGCCUCCAGUACAAGGUACCAUGCCACAUUCUUAAUCUCUCCUCUGCUCAAGCUUUGCCCAUCAUCAAUGAUGCUCGUCAAAAGGGGGCACCAAUCACUGUAGAAACUACUCUAAACUACCUCAGCCUGACAUCUGAAUGCAUUCCUCCAGGAGGAACAUACUACAAAUGCUGUCCUCCCAUCAGAGGGAAAGUCAACCAGGAACAGUUAUGGGCAGCUUUAAAAGUAGGACAGAUAGACAUGGUUGUCUCUGCUCAUAGACCUUGUUAUCAAGGCUUGAAGGAUUUGGACAGCGGGGAUUUCUUUAAGGCUCGGUCAGGGAUUGCCUCACUACAAUUUGGUCUUCCACUCUUCUGGACCUCUGCAAAAUCCCAAGGGUUCUCCUUCCAUGAAAUAGUGAAACUAAUGUGCAAAAAUCCUGCCAUUUUGAGUAGGCUGGAACACUGCAAAGGUUCUCUUAGUCCAGGGAUGGAUGCAGACCUGGUGAUCUGGAAUCCAGAGAGACAAUUUAAGGUGAAUAAAGACAUAAUUCAUCACAAGCAUAAGCUGACUCCAUACAUGGGGUUUCAACUGUAUGGUAAAGUGUUUGCGACUCUCAUACGUGGCAGGCUAGUUUAUUUGAAUGGAAAAUUUGCACCCACAGCACAAGGUGACCUGGUUGUGCCUGAGAAAAAGAUGCCCUCAAGAGUUGUCUUACCAUACUAUUAGGAAGGACGAUUGUGGAAUGAGGAACUUGCUGUCAAAAUGGACAGAUCUAGAUGUAACAGCAAAACAAGCUAAUCAAUUGGUUUGGGGAAAGUAUAGUGGAUGAAAAACACACAAAAAAUCAACUGAUUAAACACAGUUUGUAAUCACAAAUGAAAGCUGCAGCAGAAAUUCCUGUUCUCUGCCCCCUCCCCCUUCCCUCAACCACUGAAUAAAUGAAAUAUAAUCAACAGCUCUAGCUGAUAAGACAAGAAUAUGAGACAAUGGCAUAGAAGAAGACAAAUUCCUGAUUCAGCAUCUGCCUUGGCCAAAACUUAUCCUUUCUUGCUUUUUAGCAUUGUGAAUGAGAUAAUAAAGAACACGAAAAAACAAAGAAGGACCUAAGUGAUUUUUUUGCUUGUACUAUUUCAACCUGAAGUACUAUGUGUCUGAAUUUACUUAAUUAUCAGAGGUAGCAUAACUCACAUUGUACGCACACAAGAUUUUUAUUUAUAUACUGUAGCUACCCACUUGCCAAGCAGCUCUGGAAAACUAAUGAGUUAAACACAUCAGAAAAUACAUCAGCCAUAACAAAGCUACAUAUAAACACACACAGCACCAGAAGCAGUAACUCGCAUAACACAUAUAUAUUAUAUGCUUGAAAGUCAGGAUAUUCUAUGAACCAUUAGUCCAUGUUAGUAUAUGUAUAUUAAGUUGAGCUUAAUUUAUAGUGGGUAAUGAGUAGCAUUGUGGUAUAACUGUUUAAGUCUCCCCCAGUUGCUAUUUUGUAAUCACAAAGAAACCUCAGCAACCAUUAGUGAGAUUUUUGGUAAAAUUCCAUCUAAAAAUUCCAAAUGUAUCCUGCAGCUAAAAAAGGUACUAGAAAAAGCAGGUUCUUUUGAUGAAAGAUUUUCAUCCGAAGUAUGACCUUAUGGUCCUGCGGGAGCUGGACCAUAAGGAAGGCUGAGAGAAGGAAAAUAGAUGCUUUGGAACUGUGGUGUUGGAGGAAAAUUCUGAGAGUGCCUUGGACUGCAAGAUCAAACCAGUCCAUACUCCAGGAAAUAAAGCCAGACUGCUCACUUGAGGUAACGAUAUUAAAGGCAAAACUGAAAUACUUUGGCCACAUAAUGAGAAGACAGGACACCCUGGAGAAGAUGCUGAUGCUAGGGAGAGUGGGAGGCAAAAGGAAGAGGGGCCGACCAAGGGCAGGAUGGAUGGAUGAUAUUCUAGAGGUGACAGACUCGUCCCUGGGGGAGCUGGGGGUGUUGACGACCGACAGGAAGCUCUGGCGUGGGCUGGUCCAUGAAGUCACGAAGAGUCGGAAGCAACUAAACAAAUAAACAACAAAAAUGACCUUUUGAUUUCCUAAACAACAUCUAAUUCAAAGUGGCUUAUCCAGUAAUGUGCCUGAUCUAUGUGUAUUUUCAGAAAUCUGCAUUUUUCAUUCAUUAGAGAGAGUAGCAGAUUUAAAGCCCAAUGGCCAGGUUGUAGAAUACUGAUUCAGUAUAUGUGAAACCAAAUAAUGCUGAAUCAUUUACGUUCUCUUUUGAAAAUCCAUGAAAACAAAACUUGUGCUAUGACAGAGGCAGUGUUCCUCUCUGCCAGGGCUGUACUUCAACAUAACUUGCUGAAGCAUUUAGUCAUUAAUGUUAUUAGUUGGCAAGAGUUCAUAGUGCGUAAGAAACUAAACAGUAACAACAUAGAUGGCUUAAUAGCAGAAGUACAAUUAGAAGCUAUGCCAGUAAAAGGAAGGAUGCUGAGAACCAUGCAUUAGGUUUGACAUCUAAAUUGCUUCCUGAAAAUAAAACAUCAGCUAUUAUACUUUAUCCUUUCCAGGUCUGACAGGUGUCUGUAAGAGAAGUUUAUAAUUUUAAAAUCCCUUUUGGAUAAUUGUAUUGUUUUGUUUACAAAUAUGCAUGUAUGUACUAUAUAUAUAGAUACUGUAAGUAAAUGUAUUUGUAUGUGUAUGUAUGUAUGUAUAUGUAUUUUAUUUGCAUUUUAUAUUGCUAUUUUAAAGUUCAUAUUACCUAGACUGCUAAUUUUAAUCUUUUUCUGCUGCUGUUGUUGUAUAUGUGUAGCCUAAGCAAGCCCAUUAGCACAUUUCAAUCUAACAUUGUCUUUUAGCCAAAAUUAUGUACUUUUCCUGAUUGCCCUGAUGUUGUCAAUUUGGUUUUGGAUGUUUUGGAUAUUUGAAUACUAAUUUCCUUGUGCUGGUUAAUG